Messenger RNA from Sinocyclocheilus grahami, 2598 nucleotides. RefSeq names its product apolipoprotein A-IV-like. The record is from RefSeq and is a predicted model, not a curated record. Gene Ontology annotation, biological process: cholesterol metabolic process; cholesterol efflux; phospholipid efflux. The transcript is spliced from 5 exons. NCBI's taxonomy places the organism in Eukaryota, Metazoa, Chordata, Actinopteri, Cypriniformes, Cyprinidae. Gene Ontology annotation, cellular component: low-density lipoprotein particle; chylomicron; very-low-density lipoprotein particle. Gene Ontology annotation, molecular function: phosphatidylcholine-sterol O-acyltransferase activator activity; cholesterol transfer activity; phospholipid binding. The coding region runs from base 659 to 1561 and encodes 300 amino acids.
AGCAGGAGAAACAAUCCCUUCACUAAGUGAGACAUUGACAAUGGUGGUGAUGUGGGGUACAAUAACAGACUAACAGUUUUUCAAUACAGUAGUAGGGAAAGGAUCCAGUAUUCAAGUAGUUGAGUUCAUUGACAAAAGUUUAGACAAAAUCAGAAUCAACAACACUGAAACUUGAGAAAACAUAGUCAGAGAGAUUUGGAGGAUGCAACUCAACAAAUUCAGAAGCAAGAUCACCAGCAAUAGAAUUAUAGAUAUUGGAACAGUUAAUGUUACUAGGAGGUUUAAUAAGAUUAUUAACUGUUCUAAACAGAACUCUGGGAUUAGAGAUGUCACUGCUAAUAAUUGUAGAAUAAUAUGCCAUUUUUGCAGCUUUGAGAGCAUUGUGGUAUUCAAUCUGAUGCUGAUCAAUCAUUGAUCUAUGAACUGUUAAAACCGGGUUUUUUUGUAUCUCUGCUCUAACUGCCUGCCUUUAGCUUUCAUACAACGUAACUCAGAUGUAUAACCAAGGAGAUGAUCUCUUGAAAGAAACAACACAUUUUUUCAGAGGGGCAACCUCAUCCAGAAUAGAUGCGAAAGCAGCGUUAUAUUGGUCAACCGAGGCCACAACCAAUCUGAGUUCAGUUCAGUUGGGUUGAUUUCAUGAUGUGGAAUAAUUGACAUGGCAUGUAGAGCUGACAGCAGGGCACUGCCUUCUGGACUUUACUGCCUUUAUCAGAGCUCGGCAACCCAUUUAAAUACAGUGCUGAUUCCUUCUCAACACUUACACACAGAAGAGGACAAGAGAAAGAGUCUGCGCAUAAUCAUGAAGGUCCUGGUAGUGUUUGUCAUUGCAGUUUUCACUGGUUGUCAUGCCAGUAUGUUGUGGCAGGAGAAGUCAGUGCCCAGUAUGGAUCUGGUGAAAAACGCAUUCUGGAAUUACGUGUCUCAGGCAACCCUCACAGCUGAGGACACCCUGCAGAUGAUCCGAAACUCAGAACUGGGUCAAGAAAUCAAUGACAGGAUCUCUCAAAGUGCAGAUGCCAUCAACAAAUACACCCUGGCCAUUCAAAAUCAAGUAACUCUUCUGACUCGAGACCUGAUGGCCAAACUUUCCCAAGAGGCAGAUCAGCUGAAACUGCGCCUGGAACAGGAAAUGACAUCUGUGCAGUCCCAUCUCAAGCCUUACGUUGAGGAGAUCAGAGGUGAUAUUGAGGAGCAGGUUGAGCGGCUGAAGAAGGAUGCGGCGCCAUAUGCAGAGGCCCUGAACUCCGAGGCCCUGAGAUCUACUCUGGUCCAGGGGGCCGAGGAGCUGAAGGCCAAGCUGGAGAGAAGUUUGAUGGAGAUGGGUCCUCAAACCGAGGAGCUGAAGCAGAAAGUGGACCAGCACUUUUUGGAGUUUCAGAUGAGCAUGUCACCAUUAGCCCAAACCUUUCAGAGUCAGCUGGCCCAGAGAAGUCAGGAGCUUCAGAAGAAUCUGGCUCCCUAUUCAGAGGAGCUCAGCAAACUGGAUCCAUACGCUCAGGACCUGAAGACCCAGUUAACAGAUCUCUGGGAGUCCUUUGCCAAGAACAAGCAGUCUUGAGAGACUUUUGGGAAAUGCAAAAGGACAUUUCUGUUACCAUUGAGGGUUUCACAUAGUAUAUUUCUUUGUUGCUCAUGUAUGUUUUUCAAAAAAAAAUUUUAAUAAAAUAGCACAAACACUAAUUUAUAAUGCUGUGGUCACUCCAAUUGUGUGAGGGGUUUUCAAAAAAAACAACAACACAAACUCUAUGUCUAAAAUACUACACUACGGAUAUUUGUAAUGCUGUGGUCCAUAUGCAAGAUUUUAAUUGCAGAAAUGUGUGCGAGGCUUCUGAACUUCUGAACCCAAAUAUGAUUACUUAAAGCUGGAAUAAACAUUAGACAUCAUACACUUGACUUUCCAACUACUUACUAAGGAUCACACACUAUACCAGACUUUUUCCAAGUCAUUCUGAGCACAACAAAAUCACACAGAAACAUGAGCCUUUUUGCUAGGACAUGACAAAUAAAAACAAGUGAGUCUGUGGCCAUCACACACUACGCAAAUUUCUGUGAACUCUGUAGACUGCCCAAAAUCUGCAGACUGGCUCUGACUUUCAGCAUCUAGCAUCUACUUGUCCAGACUGCAAAUAUCUGUAUAAAAAUCAUGUAUGUAUUCCAGUCUUUAGAGCCACAAAGGUAGCGGACUAGGUGUGAUACUUGGAUAAGCACCCAAGUUGUCCAUAUGCAAAAAAAAAAAAAGUUAAUUGCUUUAUCUUUAUUUGUUAGUCAGACAAAAGAACAAGGGUUCAAAUCCUGUUCAUUUUGACAACACCCUGUCACCAAGCACCCAGCUAUUUUACCUCACACUUCAAUUUUAAGGUCAUGUGGCCUUUGAACCCUAUAAGGAAUGUUUUACCUACUUUUUUGUAACAUUUCAAAUAGUCAGGAUAAAAGUGUUUCAGCCCACAAUAUAUAGGGCUUGACAUUAUCAGUUAUUGAUUGUGUGACCAAAAAAAAAAAAAACCUGGACUACAGAAACAUUAAAAGAGCAAAUACAGCUGUGAAAAUGUAUAAUGUAGCCCUUUUUCAUGGUUGCACCUAUACAUGUUAAAUAAU